UAGUAACACCCCGCCCACGAAGGGCUGCCUUGUUCUGUCUUAUCUGAAAUAAGCAAAGCAAAGCUGAAGGACUGUGAUCCCAUUUUUAGGUUGUUUGAUGAUAAUGCAGGAAAACAUGGAAAAAGCUGUGAUACACUUCAUCAUCCUGGGAGUCAUCGCAGGUUUAACUGAAGGAGCUGGUGUGUUGCCAGACGGUCUGAAUGCAGCUGUGGGAGGGAAAGUGAUGUUCACCACAACACUGACUCCAGGAACAACAUUUCAAUCAGUGAACUGGAAAUUUGGUGCUGAAAAUAUAUUUACUUGGAAUGUUAACAACUUCCCUGCACCAGAGUAUGAAGACAGGAUCACUUUUAUCAUGUCUACUGGAUCUCUGGAGCUCAGGAACCUGGCUCGAAAUGACAGUGGAGAAUACUCAGUAACCAUUUUUCUACCUGGAGAACCGCCACAGACAGGGAUCACAAUACUGAACAUAAAAGCACCAGUCUCCAAUGUAACGGUAACCCCCAGCAGCGCAGAGCAGGUGGAGUUCAGCUCCGUCAGUCUGUCCUGCUCCUCCUCUGGAUCCCCUCUCUCUUUCCUCUGGCUGAACAGCAGCUCUGAGGUUACAGGAAGUGACAGAGUUCAGAUCACUGAUAGGAACUCCACUUUAACUAUAAAUAAUGUGACGCGCCACGAUAAGGGACCAUUCAGUUGUCAGGUGACGAAUCUUGUCAGUGAGGGAACCAGUGCUCCACUAACCCUACUCAUCAUCUCACCAGUCUCCAAUGUAAUGGUAAACUCCAGCAGCACAGAGCUGGUGGAGUUCAACAGCUCCGUCAGUCUGUCCUGCUCCUGCUCUGGAUCUUUCCCCUCUUUCCUCUGGCUGAACCGCAGCUCUGAGGUUACAGGAAGUGACAGAGUUCAGAUCACUGAUGGAGGAUCCACUUUAACUAUAGUUGAUGUGACCCGCUACGACCAGGGACCCUUCACGUGUCAUGUGUUCAAUCUUUUCAGUGAGGGAAACAGUGCUCCACUAGACCUCACCAUCUACUAUGGCCCAGAAAAUACUAUUUUAACAAUAUCUCCGACAAAAGAGCACCAUCAGGAAGGAUCAGACAUCAGCCUGUCCUGCUCAGCUGACUCCGGACCUCCAGCCCAGUUUAAGUGGUUUCUGAAUAGAGACCUGCUGUCUGAUGGACCAGAGCUCAAAUUGGUGAACGUUCAGCAAAACCAAAGAGGAAACUACAGCUGUCAGGCCUUUAAUGACAACACUCUGAGAUAUGAAACGUCUCAGCCUUCAGUUGUUUCUGUGG
Messenger RNA from Notothenia coriiceps (black rockcod), 1292 nucleotides. RefSeq names its product carcinoembryonic antigen-related cell adhesion molecule 5-like. The annotation marks the transcript as partial. NCBI's taxonomy places the organism in Eukaryota, Metazoa, Chordata, Actinopteri, Perciformes, Nototheniidae. The record is from RefSeq and is a predicted model, not a curated record. The transcript is spliced from 5 exons.